Dermatophagoides pteronyssinus (European house dust mite) is the source of this 1510-nucleotide messenger RNA. RefSeq names its product acid phosphatase type 7-like. The record is from RefSeq and is a predicted model, not a curated record. Gene Ontology annotation, molecular function: acid phosphatase activity; metal ion binding. Lineage: Eukaryota; Metazoa; Arthropoda; Arachnida; Sarcoptiformes; Pyroglyphidae.
AAUCAUCAAUUAAUAGACAAAAAUCUUUUCUUAGUUUGAACAACAACAACUUUAACAUCAUUAAAACAAUGAAAUCGUUAUUAAUAAUUUUGCUAAUUGCAAUCAUUAUCGAUAAUUAUUGUUUGACACUUGAACAGAUUCAUUUGUCACUUGGAACUAAUGAAACUGAAAUGAUUGUAACAUGGACAAUACCUGAACAAACAUGUCCAUUACAGCAACAAAAUGCUAAAGUAUUUUAUAGCCGGAACAAUAAUUCAACCAAACAAUUACAAUCAUCAAUUGCUGAAAUGGAAUCAUUUAAAGAUUUAGAUAUUAAAUACUGUACAUAUAGAGCAUUAUUAAAUUUACUUAAACCAAAUACAACUUAUUUUUAUUGGAUUGAACAGGGAAAAAAUCGAUCCGAUAUUUAUGAAUUUAAAACAUUACCAAUUGGAAAUGAAUGGUUACCACGUUUUGCUAUCUAUGGUGAUUUAGGUUAUGUUAAUGAUCAAUCAUUACCAUAUUUGAAAAAAGAUGUUGAACAAAAUCUAUUCGAUGCAAUAUUUCAUGUUGGUGAUUUUGCCUAUGAUCUUUGUUCGGAAAAUGGUUGGUGUGGACAUAAUUUUAUGCGAACAAUUGAACCGAUUGCAUCGAAAGUUCCAUAUAUGACAUGUCCAGGAAAUCAUGAAGAAUUUAAUAAUUUUAGUCAUUAUGAUUCAAGAUUUUCAAUGAUUGGUGAUCGCUUUGAUAAUAAUGAUCAUUUGAUGCAAAACAUUUCAUUAAAUAAACGUCUGAAUAAUCAUUAUCAUAGUAUGAAUAUUGGUCCAAUUCAUAUUAUAAUGUUUUCAACGGAAUAUUAUUAUUAUACGGAAUAUGGUUGGCAACAAAUCGAACAACAAUAUCGAUGGUUAGAAAAGGAUUUAAAACGGGCUAAUGAAAAUCGUCAUCAACAACCAUGGAUUAUUGUUAUGGGACAUCGACCACUUUAUUGUCUAAAAAUGGGUGAUGAUUCAUGUGAUCAUCAUACAAUGGAACGAAAAGAAAUCCGUCAAGGUAUUCGGAUGCAUCGACGACCAAAUUCACCAAGACAAUAUGGUUUGGAAGAUUUAUUCUUCAAAUAUGGUGUGGAUAUACAAUUCUAUGGACAUGAACAUUUUUAUGCACGUUUAGAUCCGAUUUAUAAUUAUACAAUAUUGAAUGGAAAACAUUCCAAAAAUCCAUAUGAUCAUCCUGAAGGUCCUAUUCAUAUAACAACAGGUAGUGCUGGUAAUCUAGAAUUUCAUCCACCAUUUAAUCAACUGAAAAAUUGGGUUAGCUGUCAUUUUCUUGAUUAUGGUUAUACACGUUUAUUAAUGAUUGAUAAAUAUCAUAUUCGAUUACAACAAAUAUCGGAUGAUCAGAAUGGUGAAAUAUUAGAUGAAAUUAAUAUUUUCAAAAGUCAACCACAACCACAAUGGAUGUUAUGAUAAUUAACAUUUUUUUUCAAAAUCCUUCAAAUUCAAUGUUCCGUAUAAUUGAAUUCGGUUUUUUA